AUCAAAACUAAUCACAUUAUUACUACCCCCACCCCCACAAUAAUAAUAAUGUUGUCUAUCUUUAGGCAAUAUACAUUCGAUGACUCAUUCGAGCAAGUUUUCAUAUCUAGCAAAUUCCUAAAAGAGUACCAAAUUGCCCUCACAUUUGCCACAGACUACGACCAAAACAACCUACCCACAAAUGGAAUUUUCAGGGUAAAUUGGGACACAACAAAAGUCACACCUGAAUCAAUAACCCAUUUCAAAAAACAACACCCCGAAGUGAACAUUAAAGUGUAUAUUAGUAUAGGUAACCGUGGCACAACAUUCCCAUUUUCUCCACAAAACAACAAAUCAUGGAUUCUCAAUGCAACAAAAUCACUCACAAACAUCAUUAAAAACAACAAAGAUUACAAUCUCCAAGUAGAUGGGAUCGAUGUUUUAUAUGAAAACAUUGAAGCCUCACCCGUUGACUUUGUUGAAUGCAUUGGUCAACUUAUAAAGAAUUUAAAGGAAAAUGGAGUUAUAAAAGAAGCUUCUAUUUCUCCUUCUUUUGCUCUCAACAAUGACUUUUAUUUCUUAUUGUAUCGUGCUUAUUCUAAUCAAAUUGAUUGGGUUGAUUAUCAGUUUCAAAAUGAGGUUGUUCCUGUUUUUGCACCCAACAAAUUGGUGGAACUUUAUGAUGAAUUGGUAUUGGAAUUUUAUCCGAGGAAGAAAUUAUUUGCUGGGUAUAGUGCUGAGAAUGAGGAUUGGGCUACAUUGUCACCUAUUGUGUUUUUUCUAGGUGGAAUGAACAUUCUUAAGAAGAGAAAAGGUCCUGGUAUUUCAAUUCAUUACCAUAAUUACUAUCAACAAAACUCAAAUAACGAAUGAUCCAUGGUAUAUAUAUGUAUGUACACUUUAAUUUAAUUAUACUCGUAUAUAGUAUACGUAUGCUUAUAAAAAAAUAUAGUAUAAUUAUGUA
Molecule: messenger RNA, 943 nt
Organism: Medicago truncatula (barrel medic)
Lineage: Eukaryota; Viridiplantae; Streptophyta; Magnoliopsida; Fabales; Fabaceae
Product: ruBisCO-associated protein
Exons: 1
Coding region: 49-852 (267 amino acids)
Biological process (GO): carbohydrate metabolic process
Source: RefSeq, a predicted model, not a curated record